Geodia barretti is the source of this 2250-nucleotide messenger RNA. NCBI's taxonomy places the organism in Eukaryota, Metazoa, Porifera, Demospongiae, Tetractinellida, Geodiidae. The record is from the annotation of a GenBank genome assembly.
AGGUCCUACUCAGGAGGAGAUUGAAAAGAAGCUGUUGGAGCAGAUGGACGAAAGGUUUCAUGUUGCACAGCACCAACUAAGAGAAGAGCUCACUAGAAAGGAGAAUGAAAGCUUACAGAGUCAGGCUCUGGAGUUUGAGCAGUGGAAAGCAGCCCAACAGGAAAUGAGAAAGAGAGAACUGGAAGAGAUGCAGACUCCAUUGCUGGAGCAGCUAAGAGCCGUGGAGCAAGAAAAGGAGCAACUGCAGAAAGUCCUGCUAAAAACAAAAGCUGAAAUCGAAGCAAUGAAAAAACUGACGCGGUCGCCGCAAUCUGAAGAUCCAGAGCCGAGUGGCAAGGUAAAGAAGGAAGAGGGACCUACCGAGACUGCUGAUUCUACUGCUGUUGCUACUGAUGUAAAGAGGCUGGAGACCAAAGUCGUGUCGAAGUGGAAGAAACACAAGAAAAGUGUGCACAGGCAAAUGGAAGAGAUGAACAAGUCCUAUCAAGACCAGCUUCUGGAGCUGUCCAAGAAACUGGCUAGUAUGGAGCAAAGUGCUAAGGCACAGCAGUUCCCUAAGGAAAAGAGGAUGGGGAAAGAACUGAAGCCGAAAACAACGCAACAGAUGCAUACUCAAGCCCAAACAGUACCAGCCCAGCAACCGACCAAUGCCAAUAGUCAAUCUGAAGUAUCGGAGGGCUCGGAAGAAGAAGAAGAGGAUGAAGAGGAGGAAGAGGAGGAGGAGAGUGAAGGAGAAGGAGGCAGGGAGGAGACAGACGCUCCACACUUCACUCCAUUUCCCAAUAGGAUCAACAUUACCACUCUAUUCAACCAUGGACAAGAGGCAAUGGAGAAAAUCAGAAGAGAGACAGCCAACAUUCUAGACAAUGCUCUGUUGCAAAGAGGGGUCAAUAAGGGCACAGUUGGUAUGAGUGACGCUCUGUUGGAGAGCAAGAUGAAGGCUCUUCAAGGAGACAGGCAAAAGAGAAUUCAGAUGCACUAUCAGUUUAUGGAGCAGCGUGAACAUCUUACCAGUGAGAUUGAGUUGUCAGCCAAGACCAACUGCCACUUUUCACCACCUCGGCACCUCCUCCCCUCAUCCCCUCCCCCUCCCUCCUCUCCCUCCACACGCCGAUCCUCGCCACGCAGAGCAACAUCACCAUUUAAGACAUCUCCCCAUCACAAGACCCCUCCACGGCUGAGCUCCCCACAGAAACACUCACCUCAAAGAGACUCUCCCAACAAACAACAAUCACAUGGUAGCGCCAAACCACCCACUGGACUACCAGCACAAGCUCAACUAGCACGUUCCCAGCAGAGAGUUAGAGCGUCAAGACCCACUAGGGGGUCUCAAACCGAGUCAUCCGAGUCUGAGACCGAGACAGAAUCGGAAUCAGACUCCGAGAGCUACAAAGAAGACAACCAACCGGCCGCAGUCAACACUGUGACUGUUGCCCCAAGGAAGAGGGGAGACAAUGGCAGGCAGGGAGCGGGAAAGGAAGUUGAGAAGCGUGGGCAGUCUAGGGUCAAGGUGCCGGCUGGUUCGGUAAGAGUACUUCCAGACAGUGGGAGGACAUGGGACAAGGGAGACGAAGAGCUGCAAGAAGGGAAAGCCAGAGGGGGAGGAAUGGAUGGGGAAGAUAGCUCUUGGGAUAGUGAGGAUAGCAAUGACCACCUAACAACAAAGGAUCUAAUGAGUGUUCCAACUUCAACUCCAGUUCAGGUGAUACCAGUCAAGAAAGCCAAGGUAACAUUGCGUGUUUUUGUGUCUUAGCAACUGCGAGUGAACCUUCUCAGCUAGUGUGGUACACACACAUACAUGUGAUUAAUGUACGUAUGCAGAUAAAUGAUAACAAACUGUUGAAUAAUAACGUAGGUAACAAAGAGCGGUAAUGAACAAGACUCUCAGGAAUUGUCUGAUAACAGUUGGGACGUGACUGAGAUUAGCAGCGAGUCACAGCCUCACACAAAGAGGACUGCCGCAGUUCCCCAGCACGACACUAGACAUGUGAAGCUAGCUUCAACACACUCAGGUAACUCCCAGUCGGCUCUGACGACCGUGACUCGUGGAGAUUUUGAUGACUCUGAUCUUUCAGAUAUCUCAACCACUCAACUUACCUAACUGAGCCAAUAGCUAUUAUACCACAUGAUAGCUUCAAACCACUAACAGAUCUUUAGUGCAAACGUUUUACAGCGAUUGAGAUUAUUGCUAAACUAUGAAAUGCUGCUUACCUUUGCAUUAUAUACGACUGAUGAAUAACUUAUUAGUAU